AUGCCCCUCCGAGCCGCGCUCCUGCGAGAGCAUCUUCCUUCCCCGAGGCUGAUUCGCUUGCCCGGGGAAGAGAGGGUGAUGAGGCUCGCCGGGGGACACCGGAGGCUUUCUGGUGCCCGGGCUGUCGUUAGGGUCACCGCCUCCAACAGUAGCCAUCCUAGGCACGGCGAGCCCAGGCCAGGAGCUGGACGUAAGGAUCCCGUCAGGGGUGUUCAUAGCCGUAUAGCUCUACAUGAAUCCCAAAUUGAUGGGUCUGAGAGACAGCUCCUGUCCCCAGAGUGUGAAUGUAUGUGUACCAUAAUGCAAGACAGGUAUGGCAUCGAACAUGGGCAUGGCAUUGAAGUGUGCCUGGUGAUUGACUGGAACUUGAGUGCCACAGGGACUACUAAAGAUGUAGCAGAAGAAUCUGUAUCAGAUGAUGACAAAAGGAGGAACUAUGGUGGCGUGUAUGUUGGCCUGCCCUCGGACGCGGCUGCCAUGGUUUCCAGUCAGACGAAAGCUGCACCGAAAGAUUUAAUACAACAAAAUGCUGCUGUCACGUAUGUACACCACAGAGUUUAGUCACUGACUUGGUGCUUCCAAAAUUUGCUGCAGAACAAAAAAAUGAAGAAAAAUAAUACUAUUAACCAUAAUAAUAGUGGCCGGUUUUGGAACAGUAGUACCUUUGUGGCAUGGUUUUUUUUUAAAUGGAGCUCUAAAUUAGUGAUACGUUGCAAUGUUUUAACCAUCUCUACCUUUUUUUCCUAAUGAAGAUUAGAAGGAAAUAAACACAUCAAGAUCCAAACAGC
Molecule: messenger RNA, 788 nt
Organism: Nipponia nippon (crested ibis)
Lineage: Eukaryota; Metazoa; Chordata; Aves; Pelecaniformes; Threskiornithidae
Source: RefSeq, a predicted model, not a curated record